Cimex lectularius (bed bug) is the source of this 1740-nucleotide messenger RNA. Its product is annotated as protein CDV3 homolog. The transcript is spliced from 5 exons. The record is from RefSeq and is a predicted model, not a curated record. The coding region runs from base 360 to 1157 and encodes 265 amino acids. NCBI's taxonomy places the organism in Eukaryota, Metazoa, Arthropoda, Insecta, Hemiptera, Cimicidae. Gene Ontology annotation, cellular component: cytoplasm.
AUCUGUUGUUUUGUUUCGUGUUAAAAGUUAUAAUGGCGGAUCUGCUCCGGUAGCGAAUAGCAAAUAGGGUUGCUUUGUCGUUGUCUCGGCCCAUCUCGGUUCUGGCCCAUGUGGAGCCCGUUUCACCGUCUCUGAACAUUUGAUGUCGCCCGUCUUCGCCCCCUUCCGACUCGGUUCAAGUUCCGCUCAGAGCUCUUCUUCGUCGCCGUGAGAAACGAGGCGACGGCACGCGCUUCGGCUUCUCACCGUUUUCAAUUUCUCCAAUUUCCGUUUCAAACACCCAGCCCUUUUCUCAGUUUUAGGGACCCGUUCCCACUUUUCUGUCAAGUCGUCCACCGUCUCUCGUUCGGUAUCUCGACAUGGCCGACCUGGACGAUUUCUUCGCAAAGAAGGACAGGAAAAAGUCGAAGGGCAAGAAAUUCGCGACAGCCGAUGAAAUUGCGAAAAAACUCGAAGAAACAGGGAAGAGGACGGAAAAGCUGAAAAAGGAAAAACUCCAGACAUCCCAGCUCGGCAGUCAGGAGGUCGACGAACAAGGAAACACCGUUCAAGAUGAAGAUGAAUGGAGGGAGUUUGAAGAAGAGAAGAAGGAUUAUAGCGGACUUAAAAUACAGAAUCUUACUUUAGCCGAGUAUGACAGCAUGGACGAAGGCGGUUCUGGAGGUGAAGGGGAAGAUGAGGGUGGAAUGGAGGAGAACGAAGCGGGAGAGCUAGUGCCUAAAAAGAAAAAUGGACCUUGGAGAGUCGUUCCGAACCCGGCCGCAGGCGAUGACGGGAACACAGAAGAAUCCACACCGAAUCAAGCUCCGCCACCGACUCAAAACACAGGGAGCUACGUUCCACCAGCUUUGAGGAAUCUUGCAUCAAAACAACAACAAAUGCCAUUCAAUGCAUGGUUACGACGAAAAAUAGCUCCCGAUGUUAGAAGUGAAGAACUGUUUCCUACUUUAUCAGCUGCCAAUACUCAGGAAUCAGCCGUUUCUUCUUCUUGGGGAAAAAGAAAAGGCAAAGAUGAAUUUAGUUCAGGUGCAGGUGGAUUUGAAGAAGUGAAAAAUUCUAGGUCGCAUACAGCUAAGUAUGAACCAUUUCUCACUGCCCCUGCCAGAGGAGAUUCGUUGGCAUUGGGCAACAAGUUCGGAGCUCUUGACAGCGAAUAGAGCUGAUUCCACACCGGCCAGACAUAAUUUACCAAUUGCCUCGGAAAAAAAAAUCUUGUUUCUCCCUCAUGUAACUUUUUUUCUGGACAUUUAUACGUAUCAAGCAAAAGUUCUUUGGUUCUAGUUAUUUUUUAUUUUGUAAGAGCAAAAAAUUGAGUCUGGUUGAAACGACGAUUGUUAAAUAAAAUCCUCAAUUAAAAAUGUUUAUUUACAAAUAAAAGUCCUACAUCAAUGUAAUAGUUUAUUGUAGGAUUAAUUGUGUAAUAUAUGCAUUUAAAUCAUACACGUGUAUAUAUUUUGUUAACGAAAUACGAUAUUCAUCAGUAUGACUGUUUUUUUUUUCUCUCUCUUAUUUAUGUGUACUGGAUCACAUAACUAAAAUGAGAUAACUGUAGAAGGACACAGUCGAACAUUUAUUUUCAAAUUUGCUAUAUAUUUUAUUUUUCUUUCUGUUCAAAUGUAUUUUGCCCUGUUCUUCAUUUUAAAAAGUAAUGGGAUUUUCAAAAUUUUUGUUUGAUGAGAAUGAAUUUAUUUUCUAUGAUCAUUAAACGCUCAACAUUAAACAAACAACAGCACAAACAGA